AUGUUGGAAAUAAAGGGAAAUGAAACUUAUAUAGGGGUUUCAAUAUUUGUAUUUGUAGUAACCUUAUUACUUAUAUCCAAAUUAUUUAAGAAACCAAACAAAUCAAAUAAAUCAUCUUCAUCAUCAACUAAAAAUAUUACAAAUAGUAAAGAUAGUAAUACAGAGGAGAUUAAAGAGGAAAGAGAAAAAAAGAAGGCUACUACCGAUGGCAAUGCAGAGGCAAAUAGCAAACCAACAAUACAACAACACAAGUUAUUUUUUAAAUCUUUAAGAGCUGGUGAUGUUGUCAACUCAUUAAAGCUCAGCCCAGAUGGCAAGUAUUUGUCAUUGUGUGGAUCAGAAAGAAGUGUUAAAAUGUUUAUUUAUGAAACAAUGAUCGGUAGCAAUAAGACUCCACCACAAUCAUUCAGUUUACAACUUCCAUUCGACAAUGCAACUUGUAUUUCCUGGGGUUCAAAUGGAUCACAGUUGGUUUUAUAUGCAGUUUUAAAUGAAUCUAAAAAGUUAAUAGCAUUUAAUGUUUUGGAUCAAAAAAAUUCACAAGGUAAAUCAUACGAACAAUUGUGGUCAGUACCAUUGGAACAAAAAUCAGAGAUUAAAUCAAUUUGUUCAAGUGAUAAAUCACCAUAUAUCUUAACAUGUGGCGAGGAUACUGUUGUUAAAAUUUGGUCAUUAAAAGGUCAAUUGGUUCAAACUAUAAACACAUCACAAAUUAAAGCAUACAUGGCAUCCAUGUCACCUGAUGGUAGAUUCUUUUCUUUAGCCACUUUCAGCUCAGAGGUAAAGGUAUUUGAAGCAUUAAAGAAAAAAGAUGGUCAAAUUGAUCAAUGUAAAAGAGUCAUGUCAUUAUCAGGAUUUAAGAUGAGUAUUCAUUCAGUAUCAUUUAAUUCAGAUGGUUUAAAAAUUGUUACUUCAUCAAAGGACCAAUCAAUCAAAUUAUAUUCAUUAAAUGUCAAGUAUAGUUUAGAUGUUGAUCCAGAGCUUUUAUAUUCAGUUACUUCAAAUUUUGGUGUUAUUGAUAUGAUUUCAGUUAGUCCAGAUGAUCAAGUUAUUGCAGCUGCAAAUCAAAAAUAUCUUUGCUUUAUGGAGUUUUCAAAUGGAUCUGUUAUCGACUCUAUAGAACUUAUUGGUAUCAAUAAAAUAAAUUCAAUGGUUUGGUCAAAAGACAGUCAAUAUUUAAUUGCAGGUGGCGAUGAUAAACAAUUAUACUUUUUUAAUAAUCCCAAAAAAUUAAAAUAA
This is a messenger RNA of Dictyostelium purpureum, 1239 nucleotides long. RefSeq lists its product as uncharacterized. Gene Ontology annotation, molecular function: protein binding. The transcript has 4 exons. Bases 1 to 1239 code for a protein of 412 amino acids. The record is from RefSeq and is a predicted model, not a curated record. NCBI's taxonomy places the organism in Eukaryota, Evosea, Eumycetozoa, Dictyosteliales, Dictyosteliaceae. Gene Ontology annotation, cellular component: endoplasmic reticulum. Gene Ontology annotation, biological process: endoplasmic reticulum unfolded protein response.